Messenger RNA from Mytilus californianus (California mussel), 1044 nucleotides. RefSeq names its product prion-like-(Q/N-rich) domain-bearing protein 25. The transcript has 8 exons. Bases 58 to 1044 code for a protein of 328 amino acids. NCBI's taxonomy places the organism in Eukaryota, Metazoa, Mollusca, Bivalvia, Mytilida, Mytilidae. Gene Ontology annotation, molecular function: protein binding. The record is from RefSeq and is a predicted model, not a curated record.
AUGAUCUAUUUAUACAUUAUUUUCAGUAGUAGUACUUCCUAAUUCUUCAAUACACCAAUGCGCAAAAUGUCGAAUGAUUUUUGUUUUCAUACGAUUUUACUAGUCUGUUUACUGUAUAUACCAUGUGAAGCAGCAGUAGAAGAUAACUCAUGUAAUGCCAUUAAUGUUGACAAUUGUACGACAUAUGGUAAUGCAAAUUGUAAUGCAAACAAAUGUCGUUGUAUGCAUAAUUUCUAUGAUAACGGCUUUACCUGUACGACAAAGAAAAGUCGAGGUGAAAAAUGUAGUGGUGGAAAUUCAUGUCUGAGUCCCUUAGCUUGUAAAGGUGGGACUUGUCAAUGUGCUACGAUUUCGUAUUUGUCAGAAUCAACUUGUCGUCCAAAAAGAAGUGUUGUAGUAAUGUGUAAUGCUGCUAAUGAAUGUCCGAGUCCAAUGAAUUGUUCACAUGAAAUUUGUCAAUGUGGUCAAUCUCAAUAUUGGACAGGGUCUGAUUGCGCUAAAGGAUCGAGUGUUAAUGAGGCCUGUGAACAAAGUAUACAAUGCUUUAGUUAUAUGACGUGUACAAAUGGAAGAUGUCAAUGUGAAAUAAAUCAGUAUUGGACAGGAUUAUAUUGUGAUGAAAAAAAAAGGGCUGGUGUUAAUUGUAAUGUUGAUAAUGAAUGUCUGAGCCCAAUGAAUUGUACAGAUGGAUCUUGUCAAUGUGGUACAAAAAAGUACUGGAAAUUGUAUACCUGUGCUGCACAAAAGAGUCUAGAUGUAAACUGUAAGGCUGAUAAAGAAUGUCUAAGUCCAUUGCUUUGUACAGACGGAACUUGCCAAUGUGCUACACAUCAGUUUUGGGUAGGGUCUUCCUGUGUUGCACUGACCCGUGUUCCAAAAAGUGUAAUUAUCAGGACGACAAGCAGAAGUAUUCAAAUGUCAUGGAGUGAGCCAGAAGAAUCAAAAAGUAGCAUAACAGGAUACCGUGUAAGAGUCAAAUCAAAUAAUGAUUGUGUGGUGGAAUUAUUAUUUGUUUGCAGUUGUACCAAUGUGGCAAGUAUUUAG